Enterobius vermicularis (human pinworm) is the source of this 1158-nucleotide messenger RNA. NCBI's taxonomy places the organism in Eukaryota, Metazoa, Nematoda, Chromadorea, Rhabditida, Oxyuridae. The record is from the annotation of a GenBank genome assembly.
AUGUCUGAUGAGUUAGACCCAACUAUUAAUGGACGUCCAAUAUCAGAACUUAAGGUUGUUGAACUGAAGGAAGAGCUGAGCAAGCGUGGCUUAUCUAAGGCUGGAAACAAGAACGUUCUGUAUGAUCGCCUGAAAAAAUUUCUUCUAAAUGGUAGCGGCGAUGCAAACGUUACAGCAGAAUUUCCGGAUGCUUCUCAAGCACAUGAUACGCCUAGUUCGCCACCGGCAAACCCAUUAGUGGCAGAAUACCUAGCGAAACAAGAAGCUGCCCUCCGUGAAGCUCGAAAAGAUGCAGAAGCAGCGUUACGUUCGAAUUCUGGUGAUGAAACUACCUCUCCUAAAAAAGGUUUACGAAGUCGAAGAGAUGGAACAAGUAAUGUAGAAAGUGAUGAUACAGACCAUUCAUUGUUAAAAACACCUGUCAAACAGGUGGAACCCUUAGCGUCCGGGAACGAAUUAAGAGUUUCGGACAGUGAAGUACCUGCCGUUGGUAGUGAAGAUCGUCCAUCUGGAGAAACUUUUGUCGAAGAAAGAACUGAGGUGCUGGGUGCUGCUGAAAAUGUCUCAGAUAGGGACAGCAAGAUUCCUGUAGAUGAAGUUAAAGGUAACAUGGCAGAAGACUUAGCACCUUGUGUGCAAUCCGCGUCAGAAACUGUUGCUGAAACGAAGGAGCAGACGUCCGGAGCUAUCGAAAGCAAGGUUAGCGGGGAAAAAAGUGCGCUAGCUGCUAAUGAAGAAAACGUUACGCCAGAGUUUCGUGAAGAGGCAGUUGUAUCUAAAGGAAGCGAAGAGCAGUCUGUACAGAAAGUUAGUGAAGAGCAAGCCAUUCCUGAAGCAAGCGAAGAAAAGGCUCCACAGGAAGUAAACGAAGGAAUUGCUGCUGAGGAAAGCGAAAAGAAAGUUGUGGAAGAAUUGAGCGAAGAAGCUGCUCCUGAAGCAAGUGAAGAGAAGGUGGUGCAAGAAUUAAACGAAGAAGUUGCUCCCGAAGUAAGCGAAGAAAAGCUUGCGCCAGAAGUGGCUGAGGAAGACGAAAAACCAGAACGAAUGGAUACUGAGAGCGUCCAACAAAUUACACUGAGCCUUGAAGAGCCAGCUGAGAAUGUUGAAAAGGCCAAACAGGCAUCGACCCCCCCGUCAGAAAAAGGAGACCUGUUGUAA